This is a messenger RNA of Alnus glutinosa, 2059 nucleotides long. RefSeq names its product adenine/guanine permease AZG1-like. NCBI's taxonomy places the organism in Eukaryota, Viridiplantae, Streptophyta, Magnoliopsida, Fagales, Betulaceae. Gene Ontology annotation, molecular function: purine nucleobase transmembrane transporter activity. The transcript has a single exon. The coding region runs from base 146 to 1882 and encodes 578 amino acids. Gene Ontology annotation, cellular component: plasma membrane. The record is from RefSeq and is a predicted model, not a curated record. Gene Ontology annotation, biological process: transmembrane transport.
UUUGUCCUAAUCCCUUUGGGAAGAAAAUAAUAGCUGCUCGCUUGGAUUCCUAAAGGCUCACUGCGUAACUUCUUUUCUCUGUAUCCCAAACCACAGACACAUACAGCCUCUCUCCCUCUCCGAAAAGUUUGGUUGAAUACUUGAAAUGGCAACUCCACCACCACCCGAGAAACCCUCACUCCCGACACGGCUGAACUCCUACGUAGCCACCACCCGGGUCGGAAAGCGCUUCAAGCUCGCCGAACGAAACACGACCUUCACGACCGAGCUCCGAGCCGGUACGGCCACGUUCCUCACCAUGGCGUACAUUCUCGCCGUCAACGCCAGCAUCCUCACCGACUCGGGAGGCACAUGCUCCGUCUCGGACUGCGUCCCACUCUGCUCCGACCCUGCCAUCCCACUCUCCAACUGUACCGCCCCGAGUCACCGAGUCAUCAAUCCCGACAUCUCCUGCAAGUUCCCCCCGGUAAACCCCGGAUACUCGGCCUGCCUCGAGAAAACCCGCAAGGACCUCAUUGUAGCCACCAUAGCUUCAUCUCUCGUAGGUUGUGUCAUCAUGGGUCUUCUCGCUAACCUACCCUUGGCUUUGGCUCCCGGUAUGGGCACAAACGCUUAUUUUGCUUAUACCGUUGUGGGGUUCCACGGCUCCGGUAACAUACCCUACAGAACUGCCUUAGCAGCCAUUUUCAUGGAAGGUUUAAUCUUCCUCUUCAUCUCAGCCAUCGGUUUACGUGCCAAACUCGCCCAACUCGUCCCCAAACCGGUCCGAGUCUCUUCCUCCGCCGGUAUCGGUCUCUUUCUCGCCUUUAUUGGGCUACAGAACAACCAGGGUAUCGGGCUCGUCGGAUACAGUUCUUCGACCCUUGUCACACUCGGAGCCUGCCCGAGAUCCUCCCGGGCAGCGUUAGCCCCCGUUUUAACUUUACCCAAUGGUACCGUUUCCUUACUACCUGGAGGUUCCGUCUCGGCCGAUGUCCUCUGCUUGAAUCACCGAAUGGAGAGCCCGACAUUUUGGCUUGGUGUUGUCGGGUUCGUCAUAAUAGCUUAUUGCCUCGUGAAGAACAUCAAAGGCGCUAUGAUUUACGGUAUAGUUUUUGUGACGGCGGUAUCUUGGUUUAGAAACACCGCCGUAACUGCUUUUCCCAAUACGGAGUUGGGAAACUCUGGGUACCAAUAUUUCAAGAAGGUAGUUGAUGUGCAUGUGAUUAAGAGUACGGCUGGGGCCCUAAGCUUCAAGGGUAUUAUGGGAAAGGGACAUUUUUGGGAGGCUUUGGCCACGUUCUUAUACGUCGACAUCCUCGACACCACCGGUACGCUAUAUUCAAUGGCCAGAUUUGCAGGUUUCACUGAUCUCAACGGUGAAUUUGAGGGUCAAUAUUUUGCUUUUAUGUCUGAUGCUGCAUCAAUUGUGGUGGGGUCGCUACUUGGCACCUCUCCAGUGACGGCAUUUAUAGAGUCAUCAACGGGAAUCAGAGAAGGCGGGAGAACGGGGUUGACGGCGUUAACGGUGGGGAUGCACUUCUUUUUGGCGUUUUUCUUUACGCCGUUGUUGGCGUCCAUCCCUACGUGGGCAGUAGGGCCGCCGUUGAUCUUAGUCGGGGUGAUGAUGAUGAGAUCUGUGGUGGAGAUUGAGUGGGAUGACAUGAGGCAGGCCAUUCCUGCGUUUGUGACCAUAAUAUUGAUGCCAUUGACAUAUUCUAUAGCCUAUGGGUUGGUAGGUGGAAUUGGGACUUUCAUUGUGUUACAUCUUUGGGAUUGGGGAGAGGGUCUUUUGGGAAAUUUCGGAUUUUGCAAGGGAUUGAGGGGGGAUGAUUUGGUAAAUGAAGUGAGAAAUGGAUUUUGCAAUGGCGUUCAAGUAGAUGCUAAAACUCUUCAAGUUUAAGGUAAUCUCUCUCUCUCUCUCUCAUCUUAUUUUUUUCACUGUACAGUAAUUUUUUAGGAUUAGAUGAUCUAUGCUCAUUGCAUAUGAUUUUAGUUUAGUUUUUAUUUACCUUCCUUGUACUCUUUUACUCACAUUAUGUCAAAAUGGUAUCUAAGGUUAUUAUUAUUAUUAUUUUUA